UUUUUUUUUUUUGUCCCUUUGAGAUGCAUGCAAUUCUUUUUAAAAAGUAAAUAAGGCUCUUGUAAAUCUUACAAUCCAGGAAUACCUUCCUUAAAUGCCUUGGAGCCAUGUCUUUGAAAUGUAAACAUCAAGGAAGAUAGCACCCUAUCUCUUGGUGUCUGUAAUAAACUACUAAGCUCUUGGCUAAACUUGUAACUACUUGCUUGUCAUAGAUACAAGAAAGUUUACUUUUCGUUUGGAUAAAGACAAUUAACUAAUGCAGUCGGCUCCUCCAAUUACCAUGAGAAUUUAGGAUGAAGUAUGUGUAGCCAUAAUAUUGCCAAGUCCUCCUACAAAUCUAGAACAUAGAAAUCCUGGCUAUAUAAAAGUGUUGUAUUUCUUUGGUUUUGUAAGCUCAUUAGCAGUUUGCCUGGAAUGCACAAUGCAGUCUGGUUUAACGCUUAUUUAAUAAAAUACUGUCUUCGUUUCUCCAUUUUUGGAGAUUUUCUGGGUUGGCAAGAGACUAUUUGGGUAGUUAUUUUCCCAUCACCUCUUACCUAGCAAACCGGUAUAGAUAGAUAGUCCAAAUGUAUUUUUCACUAUAUAGAUUCUACAUGUUUUAAAAUUUAAUUUUAUAAAAAUUUAGUAUUUUUGUAAUUGCUUUGAGAGGAAACUCAUUUCUACUGUUGGCACAGAGUAAGCUGAUGUCAUUAAGUUACCGACCAGGAAAUCAGCAUAUAUUCUGUACACAUUCCUUAGUGAAACGAUAGUUAAACAUACCAUUAGUGUAAAAUUUGAGUACAAAUUUCAGAAGAGUGUUCAUCAAGCGUUUUUUUUUUUUUUUUUUUUUUGUCUUUUGAAAAGUCGUAUACGUGGGACUCGUCUUCUGUUUUAGCUUAUUCAUAUUGUCUCUUCAUCACGUUUCACGCGUCAUUUUCAUUACUUUGAAAGCUAAAUUCCUAAAAUAAAGUCAGCUGUUACAGGGUGUUUUACUUGGAAUGCACUACUUUACUUAGUUCCAAGUACUUUCUUUAAACUACUAUCAAUAUUCAUCGAACCACCUCACAGUAGUUUUCCGUUUUCAAGAGCAUCCCACUAUGGGCUGCCUUUUCUAAUCCGUUACCGGUGAGAAAUGAAAGGCGGCAAACGCUCACUCAACAGACGAGGCCGAACCUCGUGACGUCACCCAAAGUGGAGGGUCGGCGAAGCCCCCGGGCAGAGUAGUUCCAGAGUGGGGCGCCGGGAGCCUUCUGCGCAUGAGCAAUUCGAGUAAUUCCAUCGCCCUUCAGGAAACGCCAUUUUCAGUCUCACGCCGCAGGGGGGGAGAGGACUCAGGAGCCUCAGGUCUGAGCAGCGCCGCAGAGGGCGGGGCCUGGAACCUGCGCGGGCCAGGAACCUAGCCCGAGCUGCUGCAGGUGUGUCGGAGGCCUCUCGGCUGGCGCCUGGCCGGGGGCGGGGGGAAGCCGGGCCUCCGCUGCUGCGCGGGAUCGGAGAACCUGGCCGUCGCCGGCGCCGUCCCCCUCUGAGCGCCAGACUGCCCUCUGAGAAGGACUGGGGAGGGAGUCAGGGUGGGGGCUCGCUGGGGAGGCUGGUUGUCCGCAGUCUGGUACCUCCCCUGAAGCCGUGUUUCUUGACCUGCGGGAGAAGGGCGGCUCCAGGAGGCCUGGGGCACGGGGCGUAGCGGGGACGAACGCGCGAGGGAAGAGCGGUUUGUGACGUGGAUCCCAAGCCCGUCACGUCCGGGCAGGCGCAGCGGCGGGGCAGGCCGCUGGAGACGCGGCGCUGCAAAGCCCGAAGGACCCGGGCUCAACUCCAGCGCCCGCCAAUAAAUAGGCAGGCUAAUCUGGGUACUAUACGACUCGAAUGCUCAUCUGUAAAAUUAUAGUAACAUUUCGAGUCAUUUUUUGUAUUAAAUAGGAUAGAAUAUAUAAAGUAUGAUAAGGAUUCAAUAAAGGUGAGCUGCUUUAUCAUUACAAGGUGAUUCCUGAGCUGCAAGAUAAGGUGUCUUAUGACUUCUAUCUUCCAACUUUCUCUGUCUGGCUUCAUAUUUUCUACUUCCCUAAUAGCAGCAGAAAAUGAACAAAUUCCGGGAGUAACCAUCCUAGAAGUUUCCCGUCGUGGCGCAGUGGUUAACGAAUCCGACUAGGAACCAUGAGGGACCAGUAACAUUUAAGGAUAUUACUGUGGAAUUCACCCAAGAGGAAUGGCAAUUGCUGGACAAUGCUCAAAGGACCCUGUAUAGGGAAGUGAUGCAAGAGAACUAUCAUCACCUCAUCUCAGUGGGUUAUUGUGUGAAUAAACCAAAUGCAGUCUUCAAGUUAAAGCAAGGAAAAGAGCCAUGGAUAUUAGAAGUAGAAUUUCCACGUCGAAACAACCCUGAAGACCUAUGGAAUAUUCAUGACCAAGGAGCAAAACAUAAGAAAAGUCAAGCUGAAAAUUCAAGGAAUGGAGAACUCACAAAACCUCAGGAAACUCUUACCAGAGAGAAAACCUAUAAAUGUAAUGAAUGUGGAAAGUCCUUCUGCCAAAAAUCUAUCCUCACAAUACAUCAGCAUACUCAUUCAAAGGACAAACCCAGCGAAUGUGGGAAAUCUCGGAAUGAAGACCUCACAAGACAACAGAAAACUAAUACCAGAGAGAAAACCUAUGAAUGUAAAGAAUGUAAGAAAACUUUCUACCACCUGUCAUCUCUCAGUAGACAUUUGAGAACUCAUGCAGGAGAGAAACCCUACGAAUGUAAUCAGUGUGAGAAAUCCUUCUACCAGAAGCCACACCUCAUGGAACAUCAGAAAACACACACAGGAGAGAAACCCUAUGAAUGUACUGAAUGUGGGAAGUUCUUCUAUGUUAAGGCAUACCUCAUGGUACAUCAGAAAACACACACAGGGGAGAAGCCAUAUGAAUGUAAGGAAUGUAGGAAAUCCUUUUCCCAGAAAUCACACCUCACAGUACAUCAGAGAACACAUACAGGGGAGAAACCCUAUAAAUGUAAGGAAUGUGGGAAAUUCUUCUCUAGAAAUUCACACCUCAAAACUCAUCAGAGAACUCACACGGGAGAGAAACCCUAUGAAUGUAAGGAAUGUGGGAAAUGCUUCUACCAGAAGUCAGCCCUAACAGUACAUCAGCGAACUCACACAGGGGAGAAGCCCUUUGAAUGUAAUAAAUGUGGGAAAAACUUUUACUAUAAAUCAGACCUCACCAAACAUCAGAGAAAACACACAGGGGAGAAGCCCUAUGAAUGUAAUGAGUGUGGGAAAUCUUUCUCUGUGAAUUCAGUCCUCAGAUUACAUCAAAGGACUCACACGGGAGAGAAACCUUAUGAAUGUAAGGAAUGUGGGAAAUCCUUCUCUCAGAAAUCACAUUUUGUCAUACAUCAGAGAAAACACACAGGAGAAAAACCCUUUGAAUGUCAGGAGUGUAAGAAAACUUUUUUCCAGAAAUCAAAACUCACUGCACAUCAGAAGACACACACAGAAGGGAAAAGCUUAUAAAUAGUAUAAAUUGGGAAAUUCUGUCUGAAUUCAUCCUUAAUAAUAAUUAGAUAAUUUACACAAAACAAAAACCUUAUGAAAUGUCAAUAGCAUGGGAAAAAUUCAGGCACAAUCUUUCUUCACAUAGAAAAAAUUAGGGAGGAAUUUUUACCAUAUGUCAUACUUUACUAAAUAUGAAAUAACAUAGAUGGCAGAAACACUACAAAUUAUAAAACAUGAGGUAACCCUUUCUUAACAAAAGGCAUACUUUAUUGUACAACAUAGGACUUCUAUAGGAAAGAUUUGUCAGGGUAGCGAUCAUUUAGAUAGCCCACGUGAGUGAGAAAUUCCUAUCAGUAUCCUGAGCAUUCAGAAACCUUUUCAAUACUAGUUGGGCUCAUUAGAACACUUGAAGGGAGAGUUCCCGUCGUGGCACAGUGGUUAACGAAUCCGACUAGGAACCAUGAGGUUGCGGGUUUGAUCCCUGCCCUUGCUCACUGGGUUAGCAAUCUGGUGUUGCCAUGAGCUGUGGUGUAGGUCGCAGACGUGGCUCGGAUCCCUCUUUGCUGUGGCUCUGGUGUAGGCUGGUGGCUACAGCUCCAAUUAGACCCCUAGCCUGGGAACCUCCAUGUGCCGCAGGAGUAGCCCAAGAAAUAGCAAAAAGACCAAAAAAAAAAAAAACAAAAACACACACACACACACACUUGAAGGGGAUAAUGAAAGAUUGCAACAUAUGGAAGGCUUUAUCAAGAUGUGAUGUUUCAGUCAUCAUAAUGAAUGUCAAAUCAUUGUUUUAAGGUAUAAAACCUUUAUAGCUAUUUUAAAUAUGUGAAAGCUUUUUUACAAAAAUUUAAAGAGAUUCUGUACCAAGGGAAACAAACAGUCACAUUGCAGAGAUCUGAUUACAAGGUUUUUCUUUUAAAGAAACCUGCAAAUGUCUAGAUAUAUGAAGCUUUUGAAAAAGCAUAAAUAAACUGAAUAACUAGGUGACAUCAUUUAACACGUGAAAAGUCCUUUAGUGUGUAGGACUUAUGUAUGAUUGUCAUUGUGCUACAGACCAGAUUUUGGAUGUUUGAUGUGCAUGUGAACUCAUCCAUAGUUGUACAUAGGGAAAUAUGUAGCCUUAGUUCAGUAACAUUUAUGUAUGUGAAGAUAUCACACAUUAAGUUUCAGCAAUGACUCCUGUUAUUAACAGAAUGUUAAUUUAAGUGUAAUAUUCUUUAAAAAUUAUAAUGUAUCUUUUUCUCUUAUUCCCUGACAUUAAUUCCCUAAUCCUUCAGAAGAAGCUAAAAGUGUUUUUGUAAAAUUUUCCACUCUCAUGGUUAGCCAAAUUUUACAUUAAGGAUACAUUUAUGUAUAGGAAAAACCUAAGUUCAUUUUUGAAAACACCCUACACAAUAAAAAACAUAAUGCUGUGUAAGGAAAUAUCUUACUGUUGAUGUUUUAGCAGGUUUCAGCGCUAUCUGCAUUUGUAUUUUGUAUGAGAGUCCUAAAUGUUAUCCACUACCUUUUUCUUCCUAGUAGAAACAACAUGACAUAGAAGUUAGUGUGGACUCUGGACCGCUACUGCCCAGGCUAAGUUUCUAGCAUAGGGCAUGCAUUUAACCUCUGUGCCUCAGUUUCCUUUUCUAUAAAAGGGAAGUGACAAUAACAAUAUGUUAGGAUUGCUGUGAGGUGUAAAUGAGUUAUUAUUUUUAAAGCACUUAGAAUAGUAUUUGAGACACAGGAAGAGCUAUAUGUUAGAUACUAUCAUAAUUUGUAUUUCUUGAAUUAUGCUGCAAAAAAAAUUAAAAGCUUUGCUACCAAUAUUUAUCCCUGACUUUAUUGCUGUAGUGCCUUGUUUGUUUUAGUUUUGCAUUUUUCCACAAAUGAUUCAGAUCUGGCCCACUGUCUACAAGCUAAGAAUGGUUUUACAUUCCUAAAUGGUUAAAAAAAAUAAAGAAUAUCUUAUGACAUG
Messenger RNA from Sus scrofa (pig), 5406 nucleotides. RefSeq names its product zinc finger protein 25 (gene ZNF25). NCBI's taxonomy places the organism in Eukaryota, Metazoa, Chordata, Mammalia, Artiodactyla, Suidae. Gene Ontology annotation, biological process: regulation of transcription by RNA polymerase II. The record is from RefSeq and is a predicted model, not a curated record. Gene Ontology annotation, molecular function: RNA polymerase II cis-regulatory region sequence-specific DNA binding; DNA-binding transcription factor activity, RNA polymerase II-specific.